This is a messenger RNA of Vigna umbellata (rice bean), 2158 nucleotides long. The record is from RefSeq and is a predicted model, not a curated record. Lineage: Eukaryota; Viridiplantae; Streptophyta; Magnoliopsida; Fabales; Fabaceae.
AUUGUUAGCUUGUGUUAACUAGUUUCGUACUACUAUAACUGAUUCUUCUAGUCCCGUCAAACAUUCGUCUCCAUGGCGCUGAAACAAAACGGUCAAGAAAUAAACUUCUCAUUCGCUCUAAUGAAGAAUUUGUUGCGUCAACUCCGUCAUCUAUUCUUCAACUCUAAGACCCUCCUACUCUGCAUCGGCGGUAAUCAUUCAAAUAUGCACCUAAUUGUGUUAUUUAUGGGAAUUAAAUUUUAACUUGACUCUUUCUCCCGAACUAUUUUCAGCUUUGUCUGUAAGCUACACCAUUGUGGAAUUCUCGGUGUUGUCAUCUAUGAUGGAUUACUGGAAAUAUUCAGAGGUGGAGGAGGAUCUACGAAAAGCUGCUAUCUUAACAAAUCUACAAGAUGGUCUAUCGUCUGUCCUUUCCAUUUUUGCUUCUUUAAUUUCCGAAUCAUAUACGGGUCCCUUGACUAUGAUCACAAUUUGCGCUGCAGCUGCCAUCGAGGGUUUAAUGCUACUAUGGACAUCGGCUGAUCCAGUAUCUGGUGCGCUAUAUGCAGCCAUAUUGUUUCUUGCAUUAGGGAAAAGUGGUCAAACGCUUUUAGGAAGUUUUCUUAAAAAUAAGGUGGAAGAGAUACUUGAAGAAAGAGAAAAAAGUGAAAUAAAGGAUGGAAGCAUAGAAAAACAAAAUGAGCAAGACCUCAUAUGUACAAUUCUUACAAAUACGUGGUUGUUAGUUCCGUUGGUUGUUGGAUACGUGGUAAUAGUGUUUGCUGACUUUUCCGAUCAAGAUUACUAUUGUCUCUUCAGAUCCUCUGCAAUUCUCAUGGGAGGGUGCUAUCUUUUGUUCCUCUUUGGUAGGACGAAGUAUAGUCACGAACAAUUACUUGAUGAAAGCAAUCUAGGGAAGAUCUUUAGAAUCUGCAAAGCAGCUUGUGAAAGACGAAGAUCAGAUUAUCCAACGUCUCCGAAUUGCUAUUACUGGAAGGGUAAUGUGCGGACCAAUUUAUGUUAUGACCACGAUAAUGGACUGAGAUUAAAGCCACGAGUUCCACGGCUAUUCAGGUGGUUGGACAAAGCAGCUAUACUUAAUCAAAAAGAUUCUAUAUAUCCUGAGGUGAGUCCUGACACGCAAGAAAGGAAUGGGAAGGUUUGCACAGUAGAGGAGGUGAGGGAAGUGAAGAGCUUUGUUCCUAUGAUAUACCUCUGCUUUACCUUCUUUGCUUACAGUUUACUCGUGGCUACUGGGAACACUUUUUUUGUUGCACAAGCAAGCAACAUGAAACCUACCAAAGGUUAUGAUAUCUCUAAACUCUUUUUGAUCAAAACCGGUAUGAGAAAAGUGUCGCAAUUCAUCUUCUUUUGGAUCGUGAAUGGCUUGCGGAGUAUGAGAAGUGCAGGCUUUACGUCGAAAAGAUUCACAGUAAAGACUUCGAUUAUAAGCAUUGGUUUUGGCAUGGUGUGUGCCGUAAUUUGCUGCGUCGUAGCGUGGAAAGUCGAGUUACAGAGAUUGUCUUUGACAAAAUAUGGAGAGGAAGAACUGAAAAGCCCAACCAGAGCCUUAGUUCCGCAGUUUAUAUUGUUGGGAAUGACGGAGGCACUUGUUGAGGGGGGUUUAAAGCUUUUAUAUGUUGCCCACGUAGAAAAAGCACUGUGGAGUUUUACUGAUUCGUAUACUGAAUUACUGAAUGGUAUUGGCAAACUCCUCUUUUUUCCACUGGUCGUAACUUUCAGUGCAAGCUGGUUCAAGGAGAGUAUCGAUAAUUCCCAUGUAGAUAGAUUCUAUCUAAUGUUGGGAAUAUUGAACGCUGCCCUGCUUCAAAUUUUUGCUUACUACUCUUUCAACUACACAUACAAGGAGAUAUGUCCCGAGGAUGACCACGCUGAUCAACCAGAGGCUUGCAAUCAAGUAUUUGAUGAAGAAAACUUUGAAGGCCAUGAAGUAAAUGUUGAAGAAAACAAAGAAGACCAGGUUGAAGAAAAUGUUGACGAACAUGAUAAAGAAAACUAUCAUUCCACACUGUUUUGUAUUAUGAAUAAUAUAUCUGAUUGUUUUUGACAUUAUUGUUGAUUAUUAAUUGUGAAAUUACGUUAUAGAAGGGGAUGAGUAAAGCCUAUAACCAUUUUCUUGCACAAUGGUUAAGCAUACACACCCAUUGUUUUUACAACA